Messenger RNA from Hemicordylus capensis (graceful crag lizard), 6923 nucleotides. RefSeq names its product sterol O-acyltransferase 1 (gene SOAT1). The record is from RefSeq and is a predicted model, not a curated record. Bases 196 to 1842 code for a protein of 548 amino acids. The transcript is spliced from 16 exons. Lineage: Eukaryota; Metazoa; Chordata; Lepidosauria; Squamata; Cordylidae. Gene Ontology annotation, molecular function: cholesterol binding; cholesterol O-acyltransferase activity; fatty-acyl-CoA binding. Gene Ontology annotation, cellular component: endoplasmic reticulum membrane. Gene Ontology annotation, biological process: cholesterol efflux; cholesterol metabolic process.
UCCUUCUUCCCCUCCCUGCAGUGACGAAGUCAGAGGAGGAAAGUCUUACGGUGACUCGUGUUCGUUUUGCAUCCUGGCGGAAGCCGCAAAACCUCUGAAGCCCGAGGCAAAGCAGCGCGGAAAGAGACGCAGCCAGAGAAGCAGGCGCUCGGGCAUCCUCCGUCUGGACUGAGGCGAGGUGUUUGGCCAGAGACCAUGGUGGGUGAAGACAACAUCUUUAUAAGGAAUCGCCGAGCUAAAUAUGGCACCUCCGAAGAGAAGGAUGACUUGUCAAGCAGGCUUGAAGGAGAUUGGUCAUUUUCAAAAUCAAGCAAUGGUCAGAUUGAUUUUGACCAUGCCAUGACACGGAAGAUGCAACUUUUAGCAGAGGCUGAGCAGUUGAAGCCAGCUUUCAUGAAAGGGGUCGACGGACACUUUACAGAGUUUGUAAAUGGCUUGAUUGAGAAGUCAGUACUGCUGGAGUCUUCGUCAUCUGCCUUUCCAGAGAAUUGUGCUGAGAAAGAUGGCCACAAAAUCAAAGGAUCAAGAGCACAGCCUGAACAUGGAAAAGUGUUUAUUGCUAGGAAGUCUCUCUUGGAUGAGCUGUUUGAAGUGGAGCACAUCCGGACCAUCUAUCACAUGUUCAUUGCCCUCCUCAUCCUCUUCAUUCUCAGUACUCUUGUGGUAGACUUUAUUGAUGAAGGAAGGCUGGUGCUAGAGUUUGACCUCGUGGUCUUCUCUUUUGGCAAAUUUUCUGUUGUCGCUCCUACUUGGUUCUGCAUGUUCCUGUCCACGCUGGUUGUGCCCUAUGGCCUCUUCCUCCAGUGGGCCCAGGGCUAUCGUGAAUCCUCCCACAAGACUAUUCGUUCCCUCGUCUUUGGGGGACUCUUCAUGAUCUUCCAAUUAGUUGGGCUGGGAUUUGGGCCGACUUACAUCGCAUUGUCCUAUGAAUUGCCGCCAGCUUCUGGGUUCAUAGUCAUACUUGAGCAGGUACGACUGGUUAUGAAGGCCCACUCUUUCAUCAGGGAGAACGUUCCGCAAAUAAUCUCCUCUGCCUCACAGAAGACAAACUCUGUUCGACUUCCUCAGAUUUCCCAGUAUUUGUAUUUCCUCUUUGCUCCCACCCUUAUUUACAGAGAUGACUAUCCCAGGACUCCCACUAGAAGGUGGAGCUAUGUUGUGACCAGGUUUGCCCAGGUACUUUGUUCGCUCUUCUAUGUUUACUACAUCUUUGUGCGACUCUGUAUCCCUGUAUAUCGAAACUAUAUUCGGGAACCUUUCAACUUACGGGGGCUGGUCCUUUGCAUCUUCAAUUCCAUUCUUCCAGGUGUAUUGAUUCUAUUCCUGAUGUUUUUUGCAUUCCUUCACUGCUGGCUUAAUGCCUUUGCUGAGAUGCUGCGCUUUGGUGACAGAAUGUUCUAUAAGGAUUGGUGGAACUCCACCUCUUUUGCAAACUAUUACCGAACCUGGAAUGUGGUGGUACAUGACUGGCUGUAUUACUAUGUAUACAGAGACUUCCUCUGGUUCUUUGGAAAACAUUUUAAAGCAGCUGCAAUGUUAUUAGUCUUCACUAUUUCUGCUGCUGUACAUGAAUACGCCCUUGCUGUCUGCUUUGGUUACUUCUAUCCAGUCCUGUUCUGCAUCUUCAUGUGUUUUGGAAUGGUUUUCAACUUCAUUCUCAAUGACCGUCGGAAAGGCCCCAUUUGGAAUGUGAUCAUGUGGACAUCUCUCUUCCUCGGCCAGGGUAUAAUCCUUUCUCUUUAUAGCCAGGAAUGGUAUGCCCAUCAGUAUUGCCCUUUGAAAAAUCCUACGUUCCUGGACUACAUAAAGCCACGUUCCUGGGCUUGCCACAUUAAGAUGUGAAGUCCUCUGGAUGGUCUCCGGUUAAAGCCAGAAGAUGUUCUUUAAAAAAAAAAAAAGGACCAGUAAUAUAAAUGAUUUGAACCAUUUAAAAAAAGAAAGAAAAGGAAAACUGUCCUUUUAGUUAUGGCAAAUGAUUGCAUUUUGCCUUUUAAGGCAGCUAUGACUGGGCAGGUGGUUCUCAUUCCAUAAGCAGCUCCAACUGGAGCCAUUUUCAUGCUGGUCAUGAAACACACUGAAAGAUUGGUGAAGGAAUUUCCAGUGCAAAGGUUGCUUUUUACCAACAAUGAUCUCUGUGGUGCCUGUUCUUCCUGUCAUCCUCAAAGGGCAGUAUUGUGUGAUCCAGGUCACUUUUGCCUCUCUGAACUUAACAUUCCUUCAGUGUUGUUUUUUAAAGUAAUGGGACAUUGGCACAGUAGUGGUGUGUGUUCCUUUGCUCCUUGCUUCAGUAUUGAUAAAUGAUGGAACCAGGGCCUGGAUGACCAGGCAGCCUCUGUCAGUGCUUACCACCAAUCCUCUGUCCUACCCCAAGCAUAUGCAGAAGACUUGAGAGAGAGAGGCAGAGAUUUCUCAUUUGCGUUGGGUUGUGGAGGAGUUAAGAAACUGCAGCAGCAUCUUACCUUUUCCAGUCACAACACAACUGAGAGCUUGCGGGUAAGGACAUAUGCGCUGCCAGGCACCCUUCUUGCUGGACCACCAGGGCCACUCAGAUUUGUAGAUGCUUGGAUUGAGCGACAGAACACAUUUUGCAUCCAUUUCUAUGGAACCAGCCAUCGUGUAAGCACCUCGGAAUAAUCCAUCCAUAACUUAAUUACCGUAUUUUGACCGCAAGCAGGUUUUAAUAGAAAUCUAAAUUUGCCCUAGAAUAAGUGGAAUCGGCCAGCUUCUAAUGCCGAAUACUACUUUCCCCCUCCAUCUGUUGCUUUGUAGGAUAUUGUUGAUGACAUUAUAAAUGAUACAUUGUGAGAAGUAUACCUAACUCUUUGGUUGAUGUUCUUAAGCUUUAGUGUUCUUUUUAAAUAAAGAAAACCUAGCUUUAUGGUUUAAUGUACCUCUUAGAACCUUCCUUUUAAUUUUUAGCCUUACUCUUAAACAUACUGGCAGUAGGGGCUGGCCUUUCUUUGCCAUUGUCUUUAACUUUUGAAUGGAUAAAACCAUCAGCAUUAUGUGACAUAUCAAAAUGCAGACUUGUUUAUUCUAUGGAAUAGUUUGCAUUUUCUAUUCCAGGGAUGGCUAGUUUAUUCUUGUAGGCUACGCUGUAAUCUGGACAGUGCCUGGGGGCUGGAAGCUGUUUAGUUAUACAUCCAUGGGCCCAGUUUGUUGGUGUUAACCUGUCAGUGAGGGCUGCAGCCUUUCCAUUUAAUGGAGGAUGUGUGUUCAGGCCUUCCUAGGGAUCUAGCUCUUCUCUUUAGCUUAGUUGGCUUUCAAAAAGGAUAAGACACCUUCAUGGAGGAUAAACAGUGGAAAGAUAGGGUGUUACCAAGAAAGUCUUAACACUGAAGUGUGUAAUACUGUAUCUUUGUUUACAGCUCUUGAAAACAAAGAGUCAAAAUCUGGCAGAAGAGUUUUAUCACACCUUGCUAAGAAUUUUGGAAGCUAUUAAUGAUAGUAAUUAUUAUUAAUAUAUUAAUGAUAGCAGUUGCUAUCUAGCUGAAAUCUAGUCCACGAAUUGCCAUCUGGCCAUCCCAGAUCUGUUGAAUUUGUAUUUAAUUGUUGUCGGCAUUGAUUUUUUAUAAACUGCUAUAGACAUCUAGAGUGCUGUCCUGUGUUACAUGUCCAAUUUUGGCAUUAUUUAAUGAAGUGUACUUUAGUUACUUAGGGACACAGAAUGCAAUUUAUGCUGAAGGAUUAAGCAAUUAUAUUGACUGACUUGAAAUUGAUACUGCUGCUUCAUUUAAAAUGCCACUUUGCUCAUUAGGGUCGCCUUGGAAUUUUGCAUCAAAAAUAUGGAUAUGGUUGGUGGUGUGCUUGGAUCUCCAUAGGAAGUGACUAUACUACUGUGCCAAACAACAUCCUUGUAUUGGUAGCUGGCAAUUGGUAGCCUAUUGUACCAUUCUGACCUGCCAAUGAGUAUUCUCUGACCAUCCAUUCUCAAUGAAGCCUGAAACACAUAAUCAAUCUUCAGCCUUUUAAUUUGAAGCCUUCCUUCAGCCAUCCCAAGCUCAUCUGGGAUCCGUUGAAGGGCAAAAAGGAAGAGACUAGGGAAAACAUUUGGGAAGAAUGUAUGCUUUCUGUGUUGCCCCUCCUUUGCUCUUGAUAUGACAAGAGCAAAAGUUGUCAGCAAAUGCUGACAACUGCCUCUCAUAUUGCCUAAUUGCAGUAAAUAUUUAAGAUUAGAGAUCCAGCUGCUACAUUCUCCCUGCCUCUUGUCUGCUGCCCCCUUCAUGUAGAUAAGUUGGCCUUGUGUUGUAAAUGACCUCAUGUGAAAUUCAGUUCACAGUCAAGGGAAAACUGUGAUGAAAGCUUAUGUUUCAUCAGGGAAUUAAAUUUUAAUUCUGACUUCUACUGUGGGAAGACAAGUGCUAAGUGUACUAACUUUUAAUUGGUUACCACAAUUAUGUGAAUUAUACAGUGCAACAAGCUGGAAGAUCCAGACAGAAACAGUUUGGGAACAGUGGAAACAACAGCCAAGACAAGUUCUUUCAUAUGAGGCAUUUGGUUAUUUUAAGGACCAAUUUUUUUCUAGAAUUUCAAACCAUGCAAAUAUUGUAUUGUUAGAAGAUGGCAAUCUGCAAUAAAGUCAGUGUUUCAAUUUAAAAUUCAAAGGAGAAAGUUGCAAAUGAGAUCAUUACAAUAUAUCAUUUUUGCCUAUUUUUAAAGACAGUAGUUCCUAAUUUUUUGGCUUCCAAGCAGGAUCACUCAAAUUCCAGUACGCACAUAAAGCACAUGCACACAAUCAGCAACUGGAGACCUCAGGGCCAAGUCUGAGUACCAGAGGCAAGAGAAAGUGGUGGCUGAGUGAGUAAGUGAGAAGACUUGCUGGGAGCCCACUUUGCAGAAUGGAGGCUGCAGGAAGCGGAGGCCCACUGCCCUCCAUCCCCUCUUCAGAAAGACCCUCUUGCUGACCAGAGAAUGAUAGCAUUCUCUUGAGGUUGGCUGUCUCUGUCAGCCUGUCUGGGUCUCUUCUUUAUUCAUGAAUGGUUGUGCGUUCAGGUCUCAGGCUGGCCACUUUUACAUUUGUCUGCCUUUUGAAAUGUUACGGGAGCACUGUGAGAGAUGUUCUUCCUAUGGGUUCAUCUCAUAGCACUCUUGUGAAGCUUAAUGACCAUAUGGCCUUUAUUGUAACCAUGUAGGCAAGGCCAAUCACAUCAGGGAAAGACCCACGUGAUGGGCCCUGCCCAAAUGGUUGCAGGUCUUAAGUGUUACAUUAGGAUCAUGGGAUGAGCUCAUGGAAAAUCACCUAUCAGAGCUCUAGUAUAAUGUUUAAAGGGUUCCUUACUUCUGGCUUACAGUGGUUAAUUCUGCAGCUAGCAAGGCCAGUCCUUGCCCCCAGAUUGCACAGUCAGUGCCAGACAUAUUCAGCUAUUAGCUAUUAAAGUACUCUCUUAGCUAUUCAAGUACUGGUAGUGCUAUGGUUGUGUGUGUUCGUGCCUUUUCUCUUCCUCAUUAAUCCAUUAGCUUGAAAGGUUUGAUUUCUUUGUUACAGCAUUGAAGAUUGUGGCCUUAACUCUUUGCAAAGUUACUGUGCACUUCUGCAUUCACUACCUACCAGACAGGAUAUUUGAAGAAGGCACAUAGCUGAUGUGCCUGAGUAGUGUUUGGCAAACUGAAACCAGUUGCUUGUUAAUACUUGUGCAAUGUCCCCAGGUUUAUUUGGCUAAUGUGGAUGUGUCAUUAACUGAUGUUACUUGGUUAAUGUUUGUGGGCAAUGGAAAACUUACAGCUUGGAUUAAAUAUUGUGACAAGUAGCUAGAAAAUACAAUAUCUAACUUGGGGGGACUUAAAAGUUUGCUGAAACAUCCAGCUUUGGAAGAGGACAAAAUGUGGCUAUCUGGGCUUUGGCCCGUAUCCUGCAUAAUCUCCAGAUUUAGUCUGAUAAGGCAUACAUUGUCUACCAUACAUUGCUUUCAAUGCCUGCUCACUAGUAUUUGCAGUUUCUGUAUACAGAUGUGAAUCUUAUCUGGCAAUGUCCAUUAACCAUGAAGAAGAGUUACCUUCCUGGAACACCACAAACUGCAUACAUGCUGACUACAAAAUAGAUAAACCAGUAUUAACAUGGUGAAGCAUUUUGUUCAUUUGGGCUAGUUGUCUAUGAAGGUAUGGUAUUUGUCUUUAUAGGACUGUCUUGGGUCCAGCCAAUGAAUUUUCAUACAUUGUGUCUUUUCUGCUGCUUGUAUAAAGAGAACCACCUCAACCUUUGACUUUAGAAUAGAACUUGAUAAAUUAUAAAAUAAAUCCUCAUUUUCAUUGGGAGAAAAACCUGUACUCUUUUUUUUUUUUAAAGUAGGGAGAAGGGAGCAAACAUCAACUUACUUAUUGUAAUCAAUAUUAUUGAGUUUGAAUUUCUAAAUGUAAGUUUCCUGGAAGGGGCAGAACAUGGGUGUAGUGCAGGGCUGCUCAGCUUUGGCCCUCCUGCAGAUGUUGGUCUACAACUCCCAUAAUCCCUGACUAUUGACCAUCAUGGCUGGGGAUUAUGGGAGUUGUAGUCCAAAAACAGCUGGGGGGGGCAAAGUUGAGCAGGCCUGGUGUAGUGUUAAAAAAAUGCAACUGUUUUGCUUGAAAAGAUCUAGAUAGCUUCAUUGGCUGCAAGGCAUCGUAUUAUCCUGAAUAGCUCCUGGACAUGUUUGGUGGACAGAGGCUGUAGCUUCUCUGUAUUAGAAAGACUUGCAGAUGCCAGUGAAAAGGGGACAUUCAACUACUUCAGGCUUCAUGUGCCUUGCAGCCUUUGUAAUAUUCUACAAGAUGGGGGACAUAUGAGGUCAUGGAAGGUUGGUCAUUGUGGGGAAUCAUGUAAUUCUGAUAUUGGUUCCAAAAUGAAUUGAACUGUAUGAAUUGAACUGUUGUGACCUGUUCAGUCACGUGCAAAAGUUUAUAUGAUCUCUCCUGUACUACAGAAAUUGAAAUAUAUUUUGCUAUCUAUGAAA